This is a messenger RNA of Colletotrichum paranaense, 459 nucleotides long. RefSeq lists its product as uncharacterized. Bases 1 to 459 code for a protein of 152 amino acids. NCBI's taxonomy places the organism in Eukaryota, Fungi, Ascomycota, Sordariomycetes, Glomerellales, Glomerellaceae. The record is from RefSeq and is a predicted model, not a curated record. The transcript has a single exon.
AUGAUCUUCAGCCCCUUCCGACCAUGCGAGGGCACUCCAACCUUCCAAGACGAAUACCGCGGCACCUACAUCCCAAACUUCAUCGAAACCUGGCACGGCCCGCAGAUCGUGGCGCCGGAUACCCCCUACGUCGCGGCGGCGGGCAAGAACAGCUUGCACUUCAUCGACACCCGGUUCGAAGCCAGCGUCGCGGAGCACAUAAAAACGCAAAUCGAGUGGGCGACUGUGAUGGCAGGGCCGGAGGAGGUCAUCGCUAUUGACGAGAUGGAAGCGACGGCGGAAGUGAGGAAUAGCUUGACGGGGGAGACGGUGUUUGUGUUUGAUCCGGUGUAUGCGAGGGUGCUUUUCGCGAGGGGUAUUAACAGGAGGAAUCCGGAGAUUAAGCUGCCUGAGCUUGACUUUGCUGGGGACUGGUUGGUGAAUUAUGAUAGUGGUCUGACGAAGAUGGAGGAUGUCUGA